CAUUCCUUCUAGAAGGAACAGGGAUACAGGAUGGAGACUAGGGAAACCAAAUAGAGAAUAGAAGCGUGAUUGCUGAAGAAGAGGCAAUAGACAGUAUAAGGAACCUGUGUUGAGAACGGAAAGUUACAAGUAGGGAAGGAAAGGAGGCCGACCGGCAGGGACCCAGACCCCCUCCGGAGGCGGAAAGAGGCAGGACCACUUCCGGCCAAGGAGGGGGGAUUGACUCAGACCUAAGGAGAGGCUUGGAGAGAGCGGACGCAUUCUGGACUCCAGAGGACGAGGCUCAUCUGUUACUUGGCCUCUCAGGAAGAUGGAUAGAAGAAAUGGCUAUGGUUAUAGGAUGCCUGCAUUCCAGGGCCCUCUGCCUCCCUCUGGGAGUCUGGGGCUUCCCUUCCCUCUAGAUGUACAGACUGAGACCAAAGAAGAGGACAAUGCCUUGCUGAUGCAUUCCCUGUUGGCGGCAACCAAGGACCCACCUGUUGCCAACCGGCCUAAGAAAAGCAAGACCAAGAAGACUCCUGUUAAGGCUGUUGCUAAGUCCACACCUGCUGUCCCUCCAGUCCCACCUGCCACUGAGAUUGCCACCAAGCCCAAAAUAACUUUGCAAGCUUUAAACCUACCAAUCUUCGCCCAGAUGAGCCAGGGUUCAGCUACUACUGAGGCAGCCAAUAUUCAGGCUUCUUCGGGUCCUGCUCUACCUAAGAAAGCAAACAAGAUGAAGAGAAUUACUGCCAAGGCAGCUGUAGUCUCCCAGUGUUGUCUGUCAGGCAAUGAGGGUGUCACUGCCCAGCUCAAGUCACCUUUGCAGGCCCCAAACCUGCCAGUCAUCUCACAGACUAUCCAGGCUCCAAUUGCUAGUGAGUCAGCCAAUUCCCUGGCCUUUAUAGCCUCCACCAAGCCUAAGAAAACUCCCAAGUCUAAGAAGGCUGCUAAUAAGGCUAUAGGCAGUGCUAAUGAGAUCUCAUUGGCUAUAGCUUCUACCCAAGGCCAAAUUACCAAUGAGACAGUCAAUAUCCAGGCCACAGCAGCCACCAUCAGAACGAAGAAAGCGUCCAAAGCCAAGAGGACUACUGCUAAGGCCACAAAUACUGACAUAGAGCAUCUUGAGUCUCCAAAUGUCACUGAGACAGCUACCAGGCAGAUUGAGACUUCAGCAGCAGCUCUCCGGCCCAAAAAACCCAAGGGCAAGAAGGUUGCAAGUAAGGGCCCAAAUUCUGGCUUUGAGGUCUCUGAGGUCCCACCUGCCACUCAAAUGAUUACAAACCAAGCCCUAGCAGCCACUCUUCGGGCCAAGAGGGGGUCUAGGGCUCGAAAGGCUGCCACAAAGGCUCAGGUAACUGAAAGCCAAACCCAAAUUACUGACCAAGGAAGUCAGGCCAAGAUGGCCACCUCUCACAUUAGCAUAAAUGCCCUGGAGACUCAGGUUGCUACUGCUGUCCAAGCCCUGGCAGAUGACUAUCUAGCUCAACUGAGCCUGGAACCCACAGCUAGGACCCGAGGCAAGAGAAACAGAAAGUGCAAACAUCUGAAUGGGGAUGAGAGAAGUGGCAUUAAUUACAGGAGGAUCCCAUGGGGCCGAAGGCUUCCACCACCCCGAGAUGUGGCCAUUUUGCAAGAAAGGGCAAAUAAGUUGGUGAAAUACCUCUUGGUUAAGGACCAGACAAAGAUCCCCAUCAAGCGUUCAGGUAGUCUCUUAACAACCUUCCUCCUCAAGCUCUUCCUUCUCCUCUCUCCCUAUGGCCUGGAGGUAACCCUUUACCUGUAUGGCCUUUCUGUUUUAUCAUAUUUCCAUCCCUUCCCUUCUUAUACUUCACUAUUGCUAGCAGCACUCAUUAAUCUAGUUGCACUGACUCCACAGAGCUGGCAAAAGGGCCACAGCUCUGUGGCCCCUGCUCAGCCCAGCUGCUCCCACCUCUCACUUCCUGCAGAAAUGCUGAAAGAUGUCAUUCAAGAAUAUGAUGAAUAUUUCCCAGAGAUCAUUGAAAGAGCAAGCUACGCUCUGGAGAAGAUGUUUCGGGUCAAUCUGAAGGAAAUUGAUAAGCAGAGUAGCUUGUAUAUUCUCAUCAGUACUCAGGAGUCCUCUGCAGGCAUACUGGGAACGACCAAGGACACACCCAAACUGGGUCUCCUCAUGGUGAUUCUGAGUGUCAUCUUUAUGAAUGGAAACAAGGCCAGUGAAGCUGUCAUCUGGGAGGUGCUACGCAAGUUGGGGCUGCACCCUGGGGUGAGGCAUUCACUUUUUGGAGAAGUGAGAAAACUCAUCACAGACGAGUUCGUGAAGCAGAAGUACUUGGAAUACAAGAGGGUCCCCAACAGCAGACCACCUGAAUAUGAGUUCUUCUGGGGCCUGCGCUCUUACCAUGAGACUAGCAAGAUGAAAGUCCUCAAGUUUGCUUGCAAGGUACAGAAGAAAGACCCCAAGGACUGGGCUGCUCAGUAUCGGGAAGCAGUGGAGAUGGAAGUCCAAGCUGCAGCUGUAGCUGUGGCUGAAGCUGAGGCCAGGGCUGAGGCAAGAGCCCAAAUGGGGAUUGGAGAGGAAGCUGUGGCUGGGCCCUGGAACUGGGAUGACAUGGAUAUUGACUGCCUAACAAGGGAAGAAUUAGGUGAUGACACUCAGGCCUGGAACAGAUUUUCAUUUGAAAUUGAGGCUAGAGCCCAAGAAAAUGCAGAUGACACCACCAAUGUCAACUUCAACCAAGAAUCUAGCACCAAUGAUAGCUUCAAUGAUGGUGCUAGUAUUAGCUUCAAUGGUGCACCCAGCUCCAGUGGUGGCUUUGGUGGCGGAGGUGGUAUUACCUUUGGUGAUACACCCAGCACUAGUGCAAGCUUCAGCAGUGUAGCCAGCAUUAGCUUUGGUGGCACACCUAGUACCAGCACCAGCUUCAGCAGCAUAGCCAGCAUUAGUUUUGGUAGUGCUCCCAGCACUAGCACUAGUUUCAGUGGUGGAGCCAGUAUCAACUUUGAUGGCACACCCAAUACCAGUGCCAGUUUCUAUAGCACAGCCAGCAUUAGCUUUGGUGGUACACCCAGUACUAUUACUAGUUUCAGUGGUGGAGCCAGCAUUAGCUUUGGUGGUGCACCAAGUACCAGCACUAGUUUCAGCAGUACAGCCAGCAUUAGCUUUGGUGGUACACCCAGCCCUAGCACCAGUUUCAAUGGUGGAGCUAGCAUCAGCUUUGGUGGUGCACCCAACAUUAGCACCAAUUUCAGUGGUGGAGCAAGCAUUAGCUUUGACGGUGCACCGAACACCAGCACUAGUUUCAGUGGUGGAGCGAGCAUUAGUUUUGGUGGUGCAGCUUGUACCAAUGGCAGUUUCAGUGCUGGAGCCAGCUCUAGCUUUGGAGGCACACUCAACAGCAUAACAACUGGCUUCAGUGGUGCACUUAGCACCAGCACUAGCUUUGGCAGUGCAUCCACCACAAGCACUGUCUUCAGUGGUGCACUUAACACCAGCACUGGCUUUGGAGGUACACUUAGCACCAGUGUCUGCUUUGGUGGCUCUCCCACAUCUGGCUCCAGUUUUGGAGGCACACUCAGUACCAGUAUCUGCUUUGGUGGCUGUCCUAGCACCAGCAUUGGUUUUGGCUCUGCAAGCACCAGCAUACUUAGCACCAGUGUCUCCUUUGGUGGCUCCUCUAGUACCAGUUCUGACUUUGGAGGCACACUAAGCACCAGUGUCUGCUUUGGUGGCUCUCCCAGCACUAGUGCCAGCUUUGGUGGUGCACUAAAUAGCAGUGCUGGCUUUGGUGGUGCAAUCAGCACCAGUGCUGGCUUUGGUGAUGCUGUCAACACCAGUGCCAGCUUCGGCAGUACACUUAAUAGCAGUGCUGGCUUUGGCAGUGCCAUUAGCACUGGUGCCAGCUUUAGCGGUGCAUUCAGUAGCAAUGCUGGCUUUAGCAGUGCCAUCAACACCAGUGCUGGCUUUGAUGGUGCUGUCAGUACUUGUACUGGGUUUGGCAGUGCACUCAAUAGCAGUGCUAGCUUUGGCAGUGUCAUCAGCACCAGUGCAAGCUUUGGUGGUACACUCAACAGCAGUUCUGGCUUUGGCAGUGCACUUAGUACCAGUGCUGGCUUUGGCAAUGCUCACAACACUAGUGCCAGCUUUGACGGUGUGCUCAACACCAGUGCUGGCUUUGAUGGAGCUGUAAGCACCACUGCUGGCUUCAGUGGUGUACAAAGCACCAAUCCCGGCUUUGGCAGUGCAUUCAGCACCAGUGCUGGCUUCAGUGGGACACUUAGUACCACUACUGAUUUUGGUGGUACUCCCAGCAGCAACAUUGGCUUUGAUAAUGCUCCCAGUACCAGUGUCAGCUUUGAUGGUGCUCACAGCACCAGCCUGUGUUUUGGUGGAGCUCCCAGCACCAGCCUCUGCUUUGGCAGUGCAUCUAACACAAACUUAUGCUUUGGUGGCUCUCCUAGCACCGGUGCCUGCUUUAGUGGUGCUACCAGUGCCAGUUUUAGUGAUGGACCAAGCACUAGUGCCGAUUUCAGUUUUGGCAAUGGGUUAAGCACCAGUGCUGGAUUUGGAGGGGGACUGAGCACCAAUGCCGGCUUUGGUGGCAGCCUAAGCACUAACACUGGCUUCGGUGGCAGCCUAGGAACCAGCACUGACUUCAGUGGCGGACUAAGCACCAGCACUGGCUUUGGUGGUGGACUAAGUACCAGUGCUGGCUUCGGUGGAGGACUAGGUACCAGUGCUGACUUUGGUGGUGGACUAGGCACUGUUGCUGGCUUUGGUGGCAGACUAGGCACCGGUGCUGGCUUCGGUGGUGGACUAGGCACCAGCACUGGCUUUGGUGGUGGACUGGUCUCUACUGAUGGCUUUGGUGGUGGACUGGGUACCAGUGCUGCUUUUGGCAGCACACUUGGCACUUGUACAGGCUUUAGUGGUAGCCUCAGCACCAGCGAUGCCUUUGGCAAUGGGCCUAAUGCCAGCUUCGACAGAGGACUGAGUUCCAUCAUUGGCUUUGGCAGUGGUUCCAACACCAGCACUGGCUUUCCUGGCGAACCCAGCACUGGCACCAGCUUCAGUAGUGGACCGAGUUCUAUUGUUGGCUUCAGUGGUGGACCAAGCACUAGUGCUGGCUUCUGCAGUGAACCAAGCACUGGUGGCUAUGGUGGUGGACUGAGCACUGGAGCUAGCUUUGGUGGAUCAAGCACUGGAGCUGGCUUUGGUGUUGGACUGAGUACCAGUAUUGGCUUCAGUGGCGGACCAAGCAGCAGUGCUAACUUCGGUGGUGGAUUGAACACCAGUGCAGGAUUCAGCGGUGGACCAAGUACCAGUUCUGGAUUCGGCGGUGGACCAAGCACUGGUGCUGGCUUUGGUGGGGGAGCCACUAGCCUUGGUGCCUGUGGCUUCUCUUACAGCUAGUAAGGUUUCAGGUUUAAUGUUUACAGAUAUCACUAGUGAACUGCAGCAUUCCUUCCCACGGAGCCAAGGUACAGGCUUGGAAUCUUUGUCCACACCGCAGUCUGGACAGCCACUACCCAUCAGCUGAGGGUGACACACUACAAAAAAUCUGUUUUCUGUUCUUGCUCUAUCGUUUGCUUUUUGUGUGCUGUCAUAUUUUGGUAUCAGAGUUACAUUAAAUUUGCAAAAUGAA
Molecule: messenger RNA, 5603 nt
Organism: Fukomys damarensis (Damara mole-rat)
Lineage: Eukaryota; Metazoa; Chordata; Mammalia; Rodentia; Bathyergidae
Product: trophinin
Exons: 12
Coding region: 311-5371 (1686 amino acids)
Source: RefSeq, a predicted model, not a curated record